Molecule: messenger RNA, 486 nt
Organism: Aspergillus melleus
Lineage: Eukaryota; Fungi; Ascomycota; Eurotiomycetes; Eurotiales; Aspergillaceae
Product: ankyrin repeat domain-containing protein
Exons: 1
Coding region: 1-486 (161 amino acids)
Molecular function (GO): protein binding
Source: RefSeq, a predicted model, not a curated record
AUGGCAGCAAAGAAUGGGGAUGAAGAAGUUGUUCAGAUACUGCUGGAUAAAGGAGCUAGCACCAAUGCUGUUUCUGAAUCCUCCACGACAGCACUCUAUGAAGCAUCGAGAAAUUGGGACCAAAAGGUUGUGGAAAUCCUUCUUGAGCAUGGGGCUGCUACAGAACCUGAAGACCUAUGCAAUGGUAUUGCACUUCACGCAGCAGCAGAGACUGGGCAUUUUCGAAUCGUUGAGAUACUUCUUGACCAUAAAGCCAACCCCAAAUUCCAAGAUGAAGAUGGCCAUACAGCACUCCAUAAAGCUGCAGAAAACGGUUAUGAGAGAAUCGUUGGCAUCCUGCUCGAAAAAGGUGCCAGUGUUGGCAUUCAAGACAAUGACGACCGCACGGCACUCCAGUUGGCGGCGGAAAAUGGGCAUCAAAAUGUUGUUGAGAUCCUCGAGAAGCAUGUCAAGCCUGGUGGGAAGCUCAGCUCUGUUGUAAAUUGA